GAACAUGCCACGUGUCCCAUCUUUGAUAUCUCCGCCUCCGCUCGUCUAUGUCUCCGGUGUGAGUUCUUGUCAUCUCCGUCACUCCCAUUUUCCUCUUUAGAUCUCCCACUCUUUCUCUCUCUCUCUCUCACUCUAACAAUGCAAUCAGCUCUCUCUCUUUCCUUCUCACAGGCGUCGAUUGCUAUAUCGAAUCGUCCGCUCUGUUCAUCGAACGCCGCUCCUUCUACGCCGAGGAACCUCCGGUUCUGCGGACUCCGGCGGGAGGCGUUUGGUUUCUCUCCGUCGAAGCAGUUGACAUCGUGCCGUUUACAAAUCCAUAGUAGAAGGAUUGAAGUCUCCGCAGCUGCUUCUUCUUCUUCUUCCUCCGCUAAUGGCAAUGGAGCUCCGUCGAAAUCGUUCGAUUAUGAUUUGGUCAUUAUCGGAGCUGGAGUUGGCGGCCACGGAGCUGCAUUGCACGCCGUCGAGAAGGGACUCAAAACCGCCAUUAUUGAAGGAGAUGUAGUCGGAGGGACUUGCGUAAACAGAGGCUGCGUGCCUUCAAAAGCUCUUCUUGCUGUUAGUGGUAGGAUGCGGGAACUCCAGAACGAACAUCACAUGAAGGCCUUUGGUCUGCAGGUUUCGUCUGCCGGUUAUGACCGUCAGGGUGUGGCUGACCAUGCUAGUAACCUGGCUACCAAGAUUAGGAAUAACCUCACCAAUUCAAUGAAGGCACUUGGUGUUGACAUAUUGACAGGGUUUGGCUCUGUUGUGGGGCCACAAAAGGUUAAAUAUGGAAAGGUUGGUUUCCCUGACAAUAUUAUCACCGCCAAAGAUAUAAUCAUUGCAACUGGAUCUGUACCGUUUGUACCGAAAGGAAUUGAAGUUGAUGGAAAGACUGUUAUCACAAGUGACCAUGCAUUGAAAUUGGAGUCUGUUCCUGACUGGAUUGCGAUAGUAGGAAGUGGUUAUAUCGGUCUUGAGUUCAGUGAUGUUUACACGGCCCUUGGAAGUGAGGUAACAUUUAUUGAGGCGCUGGAUCAGCUGAUGCCUGGGUUUGAUCCUGAGAUCAGUAAACUGGCUCAAAGGGUUCUGAUCAAUCCAAGAAAGAUUGACUAUCAUACUGGAGUCUUUGCAAGCAAAAUUACUCCAGCAAAGGAUGGAAGACCAGUGUUGAUUGAGCUUAUUGAUGCCAAAACCAAGGAACCCAAGGAUACUUUGGAGGUGGACGCUGCUCUUAUUGCUACAGGAAGAGCUCCAUUCACCAAUGGUCUUGGCCUGGAAAAUAUCAAUGUAGCGACGCAGAGAGGUUUUAUACCAGUAGAUGAGCGAAUGCGUGUUAUCGAUGGAAAUGGAAAGCUGGUUCCACACUUGUACUGCAUCGGUGAUGCCAAUGGUAAACUGAUGCUCGCUCAUGCAGCCAGUGCCCAAGGAAUUUCUGUGGUGGAGCAAGUCACAGGUAGAGAUCAUGUGCUUAAUCAUCUUAGCAUCCCAGCUGCUUGUUUUACUCAUCCUGAAAUCAGUAUGGUGGGAUUGACAGAGCCUCAAGCGAGAGAGAAAGCUGAGAAAGAAGGAUUUAAAGUAAGUAUUGCCAAGACAAGUUUCAAGGCGAACACAAAGGCUCUAGCCGAAAAUGAAGGAGAAGGACUCGCUAAGAUGAUAUACAGACCUGACAAUGGUGAAAUCCUUGGAGUUCAUAUCUUUGGAUUGCAUGCUGCUGAUCUUAUCCACGAAGCAUCCAACGCUAUUGCUUUAGGAACACGCCUUCAGGACAUAAAACUUGCGGUUCAUGCACAUCCAACUCUGUCUGAAGUUGUAGACGAACUGUUUAAAGCAGCCAAGGUCAACAGUCCAGCUUCAACAACGGCGCAAAGUGUAAAAGUCGCGGUAUAA
This is a messenger RNA of Thlaspi arvense, 1869 nucleotides long. NCBI's taxonomy places the organism in Eukaryota, Viridiplantae, Streptophyta, Magnoliopsida, Brassicales, Brassicaceae. The record is from the annotation of a GenBank genome assembly.